UCCGCCCCCACCGCUGCCGGAGCAGGACAAGCACUAGCUGAUCUGGGCGCAGCUGCAAGUACCACCACGGCUGCCUGCACAUGCACGAUCGGCCUCUCGCCCGCGCCCGCCCGUGAGAUCUGGUCCUGCUGCGCCUGCAACCUGCAUGCGCGCGAGCUGAUCCAUCCAUCCACACAAGGCUGCUGGUAUCCACCGGUCGGGAAGAAGAUGAUGCUCAAGGAUCUGGCCGCAAUUCAGCAGCAGCAGCUGGCCGCCGACGAGAACAUGUCCAACCUCACCUCCGCCUCCGGCGACCAGACCAGCGUCUCCUCCCACCCGCUCCCGCCGCCCGCCAAGAAGAAGCGCAGCCUCCCCGGGAAUCCAGACCCCGACGCGGAGGUGAUCGCGCUGUCGCCGCGGACGCUGAUGGCGACGAACCGGUACGUGUGCGAGGUGUGCGGCAAGGGGUUCCAGCGGGACCAGAACCUGCAGCUCCACCGGCGCGGCCACAACCUGCCGUGGAAGCUGAAGCAGCGCAACCCCAAGGAGGUGGUGAGAAAGAAGGUGUACGUGUGCCCGGAGGCCGGGUGCGUGCACCACGACCCCGCCCGCGCCCUCGGCGACCUCACCGGCAUCAAGAAGCACUUUAGCCGCAAGCACGGCGAGAAGAAGUGGAAGUGCGACCGCUGCGCCAAGCGCUACGCCGUCCACUCCGACUGGAAGGCGCACUCCAAGGUCUGCGGCACCCGGGAGUACCGCUGCGACUGCGGCACGCUCUUCUCUAGGAGGGACAGCUUCAUCACCCACAGGGCCUUCUGCGACGCGCUCGCCGAGGAGAGCGCACGGGCGGUCACCGCCGCGGCGGCGGCGGCGGCGGUGGCGGCGGGCCAGCACCACCAGACGCACCCCGGGAUGCUCGGCGACGGCGUACACCUGCCGGCCGUGCUGGACCACCCGUCGCAGCCGCCACUGGGCGGCAUGUCCUUGCAGGAGAUGUGCCUCAAGAGGGAGCAGUUCGCGCCGUCGUGGCUCACGCCCCAGCAGCAGCAGCACCUGGAGAUGGGCAACCCCCCGUCCGUGUUCGGGUCCCAGGAGUACAUGACGGGGAGCUCCACGCCGGAUAGCAACGCGCAGCCGGCGGCGGGCCUCGGUUUCGGGUUCUCGCCGCCACCCACCGCCUCGGCGGCGCACAUGUCGGCAACCGCGCUGCUGCAGAAAGCGGCGCAGAUGGGUGCAACGCUGAGCCGGCCGUCGAACCAGGGCCAGAUGGCGAGCGUCCACAGCACCAGCACCACCAGCGCUAACGCAGCAGCUGCUGCCGCAGGCAGCCUGCCUACCACUGGCGCCCACACUGGUGCCCUCGGCUUCGGGGCAUCCCAUCACUUUGGAGGGGAUCGGGAGAGGAGCAGCAGGACCGAUCGCGACGCCGGUAGCGGCGGCAAUGCCGCGGGCGCCGCCGCCGGAGGCGGCAACGACGGGCUCACCAGGGAUUUCCUGGGGCUACGGGCCUUCUCCCAGGGCGACAUACUCAGCAUGGCCGGGUUCGAUCCCUGCAUGUCGCCGGCCUCGCCGGCGGCGUACGAGCAACAAGGGCACCAGAUGAGCAGCAAGCAGUGGCAUGUCUAGUCGUCGUCAGCUCAGUUCCAUAGCUCGCCAUGGAUGAUGAAUCGUGUCCUAGUAGAUGAUGAGGUGCAGCAUCAGCAUGCAUGCAUUGCACCGCGGUAUUGCUCGAUCAUGCAUGUCGAGAUCAAUAUUUGGGUAAGUUGGAUCGAUCGAAUCCUUUUUGCUUGGCAGUUGGCACUUGUUUUGAUGUUCAUUUGGAGGGGGGGGGGGCAUUUCAAUUCUUAUAUAAACUUCAUUCAAGGUGCUAUAUAUAAGGAAGAGACUUGCAAAUGUUUAUGCUAUUAUAUCAUAGUUAAUUCAUGUUCUUAGUCAGAUUAUAUAUACACUGUAUCCAUUGGUAGUCAGCGGCUACUGAAUUUUUAAGCUUUGUACGAGGUCUACUACACGCGAAACCGUUGUUUACUGCAUAAACGGUCUGAUCGUUAUGCGUGUAGAUCCUUGCAUGUACCUGUUCAAAUAAAUGUUCACGUUCCUUCAA
Setaria italica (foxtail millet) is the source of this 2080-nucleotide messenger RNA. Its product is annotated as protein indeterminate-domain 7. Bases 208 to 1605 code for a protein of 465 amino acids. Gene Ontology annotation, cellular component: nucleus. The record is from RefSeq and is a predicted model, not a curated record. Lineage: Eukaryota; Viridiplantae; Streptophyta; Magnoliopsida; Poales; Poaceae. The transcript has 2 exons. Gene Ontology annotation, molecular function: DNA-binding transcription factor activity.